Messenger RNA from Acaromyces ingoldii, 1383 nucleotides. RefSeq names its product 60S ribosomal protein L4/L1/L2. The record is from RefSeq and is a predicted model, not a curated record. The coding region runs from base 14 to 1144 and encodes 376 amino acids. Gene Ontology annotation, cellular component: ribosome; cytosolic large ribosomal subunit. Gene Ontology annotation, molecular function: structural constituent of ribosome; RNA binding. The transcript has 2 exons. Gene Ontology annotation, biological process: translation. NCBI's taxonomy places the organism in Eukaryota, Fungi, Basidiomycota, Exobasidiomycetes, Exobasidiales, Cryptobasidiaceae.
CCACUCGACAAAGAUGGCAGCUGCUCGACCAACUGUCAACGUCCGAGGUGCUGACGGUGCCGCCGCUGGCUCCGUCACCCUCCCCGCCGUCUUCACGGCCCCCAUCCGUACCGACGUCGUCGAGGCCAUCCACAAGUCGAUGGCCAAGAACAAGCGUCAGCCUUACGCCGUCUACAACGAGGCCGGCAUGCAGACGAGUGCCGAGUCGUGGGGUACCGGUCGUGCCGUCGCCCGUAUCCCCCGUGUUGGCGGCGGUGGUACGCACCGUUCGGGCCAGGCCACUGGCUCCAACGCCGCCCGAGGUGGUUGGAUGUACUCGCCCACCAAGGUCUGGCGCCGUUGGUUCGUCAAGGUGAACCAGAACCAGAAGCGCUUCGCGACUGCUUCGGCCCUCGCCGCCACGGCCAUCCCUUCGCUCCUCCUCGCCCGCGGUCACCGCGUCGAGCAGCUCGAGGAGGUGCCCCUCGUUAUCUCGGACGCUGCGCAGGACUUCAAGAAGACCAAGGAGGCCCUCGCCCUCCUCCAGGCCGUCAACGCCUACCCCGACGUCGUCAAGGUCUCCAACUCGCGCAAGGUCCGUGCCGGCCAGGGCAAGCUCCGCAACCGCCGCUACAAGCAGCGCCGCGGUCCCCUUGUUGUCUACAACGAGGACAACGGCAUCGUCAAGGCCUUCCGCAACCUGCCCGGCGUCGAGCUCGUCAGCGUUCACCGCCUCAACCUGCUCCAGCUCGCGCCCGGUGGCCACGUCGGUCGCUUCUGCAUCUGGACCGAGUCGGCCUUCAAGCAGCUGGACACCGUCUUUGGCACCCACGACAAGCCCUCGGAGGAGAAGAAGGGCUUCCGCCUGCCCACCGCCAAGAUUGCGCAGACGGACGUGACGAGGAUCAUCAACUCGACUGAGAUCCAGUCGGCGGUGCGCCCCGUCAAGUCCGAGGCGAGGAUCAAGCGCCCCUUCACGCAGAAGAAGAACCCGCUCAAGAACCGGGGUGUCCUCUUCCGGCUCAACCCCUACGCCCAGUCGCACAUCCGCGCCGCCAUCCGCGAGGAGCAGAUGCGCAAGGCUGGCAAGGCCAAGAAGCUCAGCCAGAGGGGCGACCGCAACCUCGCUUCGGGUGCCUUCCUGGAGCAGCUGCACGCUCCUUAAAGAGGCAGAGACUGCGUGUCUUUUGCUUCUUUUUCUCUUCUUCUUUCUUCUUCUUUCUCUCCUCUAGGGUCUUGCAUCUGCAAACCCCGUCUUCUACUACACAUUCUUCAUUUCUCGGCGGUCUUGUCGCCGCUUGUCACCAUCAUACAGUCGCUCAUCUCAUCACUGUCACGUCUCAGUGGCCGCAGAUCCCCCCGGCCCACGAUCAUCACCCAAACCCAAAACCAUCUUUCAGGAGC